This is a messenger RNA of Pararge aegeria (speckled wood butterfly), 3218 nucleotides long. Its product is annotated as sarcalumenin. The coding region runs from base 240 to 2687 and encodes 815 amino acids. Gene Ontology annotation, molecular function: GTP binding. The transcript is spliced from 10 exons. The record is from RefSeq and is a predicted model, not a curated record. NCBI's taxonomy places the organism in Eukaryota, Metazoa, Arthropoda, Insecta, Lepidoptera, Nymphalidae.
UUUAACGAUCGCCGCGACUAAGUCAUUCAGUUAUACCAUAGAUACGGCCUUUAUCUUGAUUGAACCGCAAUUUAAACGCGGUGCUUGCGAGCUGCAUUCCUGCGGGAAUGCAUUUCGCUCACAGUGCGAUCUCUGUUUUCAGUGUAGUUUGUGAUUCGCGUACAUAGAUCUACCGAUCGGGUGCGCGAGUGUGAGUGCAAAUGACUGGUAGCCCGGUUUAGUGGGCCGGACCUUACAAAAUGUGGACCAAGAGAUUAAAGCUAUGGAGGUUUAUGUUGUGCGUGUUGUUUGCCGUAUCGGCGCUUGCGCUCGCGGCGAGAGCCGAUGACGACAUUCCUUCAGAGUCACAAUGUCGUCCAUACAUCGAAAAGGCACUUAAAGAGCUCGAAUCGGGAGACACAGAACCAGAAUCUACAGAACAAAACGAAUCAAGUGAAGCUAGUGUAGAUGACGAUACGAAAGAAGAAACUUCAGCAGAAGGUGGGGCGACGGCAGAGGCAGAUAGUGCAGAAGAUGCAGAUAGUAAAGAAGAUGCACCAUCAGUAGAAGUUGCGGAUGAGCCGUACGUAUCUCAAGUAUCAUAUGAAGAAGAAGGUAGCCCUGCCGACGCAGAAUCUAAGGAAGACGCGACCACAGAAGAGACUGAUGAUAGUGCCGAGAAACAAGCAGAUGACAGCAAAGAAACUGACGGAGACAGUAAGGAAGAUGCAUCUGCUGACGAACAAGAAACCGAAAAAGAAAGUGGUGAGGUAGCGGAUGAAGGUGUCAGUGAAGAAGAUUCUGAGGAUAGCAAAGAGGCAACUGAAGAUAGUACAGAAGAUGAAACUCAAGAAGAAUCUACUGAAGCUUUAGCUGUAAGCAAAGAAGAAAAAGAAUCUGAUGAACAAGAGGGCGAUGAUAUUGCAGAAUCCGAAGCAGUAACUGAUGUGGAUAAAUCUGAGAAAUCUACCGAAGCAUCCGAAGAAACUGAUGAAGCCAAGGCUGAAGGUGAAAGUGACGAAGAUACCAAAACAGAAGAAGAAGACGAUAGAUCUCAAGAAAAGGCUGAAUCUGAUGAAGUAAAAGAUGACACCAGUGAUUCCCAAGAAGAAAAAGACAAAGAAGAUUCUGGAGAGGAUACAGUAAAGGAAGAAGCUCAAGAAAAUUCAGAAGAAGAGCAGGAGUCAGCCAAAAAAGAUGAAUCUGUUGAAGGUGACACUGCAGAAGAAAAAUCUGAUGAAGAUGAUACCGAAAAAAGUAGCAAUGAGGAUGAGGCAAAGGAAGAAAGCGAAGAAAAAGAAGCUAGUGAAGAAGAUGUAGAUAAAUCCGAAGAAGCUGGUUCUGAGGAGAGUGAAGGCGCUCCCGAAGAAGACUUGCUCCUAACAGGGGAGAUUCCCGAAAAUCUGAGAUCCCGUGAUCACAUUAUUCAGAUCUUAAGACUAGACGAAGACGCAAGUGAGGCAGAAUUAAUUAUUAAAAAAUCAGCUGACAUUGUUCUCAGAGAUUUGAAAAGACUUUACGAGCACUCUAUAAAGCCUUUGGAAGCUCUUUAUAAGUACAGAGAUCUGAGCAACAGACAUUUUGGUGAUCCUGAAAUAUUUUCGAAGCCCUUAGUACUGUUUAUGGGACCAUGGAGUGGUGGAAAAUCUUCUAUUUUAAAUUAUUUGACUGGAAUAGAAUUUACGGAAUGGUCUUUAAGAACAGGUGCUGAACCAUCUCCUGCUUACUUCAAUAUUUUAAUGCACGGAAAAGAUCCAGAGGUACUUGAUGGAACACAGUUAGCUGCCGAUUGGACAUUCUCUGGAUUACAGAAAUUUGGACAAGGUUUAGAAGAGCGUUUGAGGGGACUUAGAUAUCCUAGUAAAUUACUAGAAAAGGUGAACAUUGUUGAAAUCCCUGGAAUACUGGAAGUCAGGAAACAAGUAUCUCGAGUCUUCCCAUUCAACGAUGCUUGUCAGUGGUUCAUUGAUCGUGCAGAUAUCAUAUUCCUUGUGUAUGAUCCUUCAAAACUUGAUGUCGGACCUGAAACUGAGGCUAUCCUCGACCAGCUUAAGGGCAGAGAAUCUCAGACUCGCAUCGUGCUUAACAAAGCUGACACCGUUAAACCCGAAGAGCUAAUGCGUGUGCAGAGUGCACUUAUCUGGAACAUAUCGCCACUGAUGAGCUCCCCACAGCCUCCUGUAAUGUACACGGUCUCGCUGUGGUCACUGCCGUAUGAACCGGGCGCGCCAAUCCGCCUGCUGCAGGCCCAGGAGCGUGAACUGCUGCGCGACCUGCGACAGGCCAUCGACCGGCGUAUAGAGAAUAAGAUCGCCAGCGCUAGGAGAUUUGCGGUCCGCGUAAGAAAUCAUGCUAAGAUGGUCGACUGUUAUCUAACAACAUACUAUAAUCACAAAACUAUCUUCGGUAAUAGAAAGGUUAUUGCCGAUGCUAUUAUUGAGAAUCCUCAGAACUACCAUAUAUAUGAGGGUCUCAGUACACUUACCAACAUUUCCAGGUAUGAUCUUCCCGAUCCAGAAACAUAUCGGGAUUUCUUCAGACUGAACUCGUUGUACGAGUUCCAGCAACUGUCGGCUACAUGCACCUACUUCCGCGGCUGCCCGAUCACGCAGCUCGACGUGGCUAUUGCCUAUGACUUACCAGAGCUGGUCGGAAAGUACAAGAAGAUGGUAGAAACUGCCACCCCCCAGGGAAUGCCCAAGAGUUGAAACGCAGGCCCUCGCCACGAAAAAAAAAUAACACCUGCUUUUUAUCUUAGCGUAUUGGAUUAGACGAAUUUUUGGGCACAUUAUGCAUUUCUUUUUCUAAUUGGGCGUCGUAACAUUUUAUAAAAAAAAUAAACCCGCAUUUUCUAUUCAUUCGUUUAAUCAUAUAGUAGAUAUUUAUUUUGCUUGAAUACUCGCUUGUUCCUGUUUUUGACGUGAAUGUUAUCGUGUCUGAAGGUUUGGAACUACCUGUUUGAUGUUGAUUUUUUUUUGAAUUUUAGUAAACAUUGAAAAUGCAACACACUUCCAUUUUCCUAAUUAACCAUUUUUAUACGAAUUUCAAAAAGAAAUAAUCUAGUCAUUACGUUUAAAGGUUGUUAGUAAAACGUUGUUACUAUAAUUUAUUUAUUGAGGUGCGUUCCUAAAAUACUAGGAUCUAAGUAAUUAUUUUAUUGCUGUCUCAACCCUGAUUAAAUCUAUGUUAGAAUGAGACACUAUGUGAAUACUUAAAAAAAUUAAAUAAAAUAUUGUUAA